AUGACUCAACGUUUUACGCCAAACGAACUCCUGAUACACACGGGUCUAGGCCUUUCCCUCUCGCCGCCGCCUGCUGCGGGCGUUGGAGGCAUCAAGAUCGUGGUAAUGGAUAGGUACGUCCUCGGCAGAUUGCUAGGCAAGGGAAACUUUGCCAAGGUAUAUCACGCGCGCUCCAUCGUUAGCGGGGAAGAAGUGGCCAUCAAGAUCAUGGACAAAGAUCACCUGUCCAAGUUGGACGUCACGCAUCAUAUGAUCAUCCGUGAGAUCGAUAUCAUGCGCCGGGUGCGCCACCCGCAUGUCGUGCACAUUCUGGAGGUCAUGGCCACCAAGACGAGGAUCUUCGUGGUCAUGGAGUUCGUUGGUGGUGGCCCCCUCAACGACUGCCUCAUCCACCGCCGCAUCGACGAGGCCUCGGCUCGCCGCGUCUUUCAGCAGAUCGUGUGCGCGCUCGACUAUUGCCACUCACUCGGCGUGUACCACCGCGAUAUCAAGCCCGACAACAUCCUGCUAGAUGCCGUGGGCAACAUCAAGGUCGCUGAUUUUGGGCUCUCGGCCCUCACCGACACGGCGCAGCGCGAGGCGCAGCUCCACACCGUCUGCGGCACGCCCAUGUUCAUCGCACCUGAGGUGUUCCAGCGCUGCGGCUAUGAUGGCGCCAAGGCCGACGUCUGGGCUUGCGGCGUCCUCCUCUUCAGGCUCAUGGCAGGCCACUUUCCCUUCAAUCACAAGGACACCAACAUGUACCACAUGAUCCACCGCUGCAACUACCGCUGCCCUAGGUGGUUCAGCGUCGGGCUCGCCCGCCUUGUUCGCCGCAUGAUCUGCUUUGAACCAGCGCGUCGUAUCACCAUACCAGAGAUUAAGGAAAAUAUUUGGUUCAAGGACUUCAAUGAGAUCCAAUGUAGCUGCAGCUAACCUGAUCUGCGAGACUAUGACUCUAAUUCUGACGAUGAUGAGUCAUCUACGCCGCCAUCAGGGGAUCCGCCAUCCCCGACGUCGUGCUCCAUGCGUUCGUCGUUGUCGGCACCAUCACUGACCACGCUCGAGAAUACUGGCAGCGUCACCGUCAAAGCCCAGUCACGCAUGCGCCACCACAAGAGCCUCAACGCGUUCGAUAUCAUCGCAUCCUCACCAAGCCUCGACUUGUCCGGCUUGUUCGAGGAGCACUGCGAGCAGAUGCAGUUCGUGUUCCCCGUGCCUGUGUCCAAGAUCAUCUCCAGACUAGAGGAAAUCGCCGGUCACGUCAGCUUCACGGCACGCACCAAGGAGUACCAGAUGCGCAUCGAGGAGAAGAGGAAUGGGAACCAGAUUGUGCUCCUUAUCUCUUUUAAGAUCUUCGAAUUCACACAAGAGCGCGUCAUGCUGAAGAUGUGCAAGAAGGGUGGCGACACCACUCAAUACCGCCAAUUCAUGAACGAUGUGCUCAAGCCCGGGCUACAUGGCCUCGUCGACGGUCUGUCGGAGGAGAACGCCGAGUGCGUGGACUGCAACUCUGGACGAUCCUAG
Zea mays is the source of this 1506-nucleotide messenger RNA. RefSeq names its product CBL-interacting protein kinase 25-like. Lineage: Eukaryota; Viridiplantae; Streptophyta; Magnoliopsida; Poales; Poaceae. The transcript has 2 exons. Gene Ontology annotation, molecular function: protein serine/threonine kinase activity; ATP binding. Gene Ontology annotation, biological process: signal transduction; protein phosphorylation. The record is from RefSeq and is a predicted model, not a curated record.